AUGCGCAUCCAACAAAGCCCUGCGGUCUUUGUCCCUUGUCCCGGACCCACAAUGCGCUUUGUUUGCGUGCCGAUCGCAAUCUUAAGAUGGAUGGGCCAAUUGGAGAAGGAUCGCAUGGGCGAAGAGAGAGGGCAAGGCUGGAGUGCAAAUGAGCGGUGGCUGAAAGCAGUAAUCUUGCCAGCGUGCACUUCGCCCCCAUCAUCCCAGCGCCCGAUGAAGGAUCGCACCGCCCAGCUGCUCAUCCCCCCAUGCCCCCCUAUCACAACGCAAAAAUCCACCCAAGGUCAAUCCAACGUCCUCCACAUGGAUACGAAGCUCAAUAAACGCAAUCAACAAAAAAGGGGGUAUCUCCAAACUCCAGCUCCACCAGAGAAAAAUUACUUUGGCGUGUGCCAGAAAGUGAUCUCAAAAAGGGUGAUAUUUUGGACUCAAGAAAAAGAGGGUGGGUAUAGAAAAUCCGGCGUCGUUCAUUGA
This is a messenger RNA of Paraphaeosphaeria sporulosa, 474 nucleotides long. RefSeq lists its product as uncharacterized. The record is from RefSeq and is a predicted model, not a curated record. The transcript is spliced from 4 exons. Lineage: Eukaryota; Fungi; Ascomycota; Dothideomycetes; Pleosporales; Didymosphaeriaceae. Bases 1 to 474 code for a protein of 157 amino acids.